AUGUCUUCUUCAUCCGUAGGAACCUCUUGGGUUUCUCCAAAAAAGCAUGAUGUAUUCAUCAGCUUUCGAGGCGAGGACACCCGAACCAACUUCACAUGCCAUCUCCAUUCUUCUCUCUACGACAACGGUAUCCGAACAUACAUAGAUUACAAGCUUCGGAAAGGCGAUGAUGUUUGGCCAUCACUUUCCCAAGCAAUCCAGGAUUCACACAUAUCCAUUGUCGUUUUCUCUGAGAACUACGCUUCCUCAAGAUGGUGUUUGGAAGAACUCGUCAAGAUCAUGGAAUACCGAAAACAUCAGAGUCAGGUUGUUAUCCAUGUCUUCUAUGAAACAAACCCAUCAUGCCUUCAGAAGCAGAGAGGGAGUUACGAGGUAGCAUUUGCAAACCAUGAGCAGCAUCUCACCGACGAUGAUUCUGAUCAAGACAAACUGCGUAGGUGGAAGACUGCUCUCCCUCAAGCUGCUAACAUAUUAGGAUGGGACGCUCGAACCCCCAGGGAUGACUCUCAAGCAAUCCACAGUAUUGUCAAUGACGUUUCGCAAAAGCUAUACUUUAUGUACCCUAAUGAACUGAAAGGCAUUGUUGCAAGUGAUGAACCCUCUAAAGAACUUGAUUUAUUACUGAAAAGCUUUCCAAUAAUUGGAAUUUGGGGAAUGGGUGGGAUAGGUAAGACCACAAUCGCUAAAGUUCUGUUUGCCAAGCUCUUCCCCCAGUAUGAUAGUGCCUGUUUCUUGGAAAAUAUAAGAGAAGAAUCAGAAAGGGUUGGACUAACAUCUUUACGUGAUAAGCUUUUCUAUAAGCUACUAAAAGAAGAAAUUCCUGCGUCUGAUGUUGUAAGAUCCACAUCAAUUAUGAGGAGGCUCAGUAGUAAACAGGUUCUGAUUGUACUUGACGAUGUAGAUAGUUUUGAGCAAUUGGAAUAUUUGUAUGGAGAGCGCAGUGAUGUAGGAGAAUAUAUUACACUCAUUGUAACAACAAGAGAUAGGAAAUUGCUUAUUGGAAGAGUUGAUAAGAUAUAUGAGGUCAACAAAAAGAAUGAUGAAGAAUCUCUAGAAAUUUUUUGCUUGAAUGCCUUCAAGGGAAGUCAUCCCCAUGAAGGAUAUAAGAAUCUUUCAGAGAGGGCAGUCCAUUUGAUACACAUCAUUUAG
Molecule: messenger RNA, 1149 nt
Organism: Lotus japonicus
Lineage: Eukaryota; Viridiplantae; Streptophyta; Magnoliopsida; Fabales; Fabaceae
Product: disease resistance protein RPV1-like
Exons: 2
Coding region: 1-1149 (382 amino acids)
Biological process (GO): signal transduction; defense response
Molecular function (GO): ADP binding; ATP hydrolysis activity
Source: RefSeq, a predicted model, not a curated record